This is a messenger RNA of Zophobas morio, 1235 nucleotides long. RefSeq lists its product as uncharacterized. Gene Ontology annotation, molecular function: protein serine/threonine kinase activity; ATP binding. The transcript has 13 exons. Bases 96 to 1178 code for a protein of 360 amino acids. Gene Ontology annotation, biological process: intracellular signal transduction; protein phosphorylation. The record is from RefSeq and is a predicted model, not a curated record. Gene Ontology annotation, cellular component: cytoplasm. Lineage: Eukaryota; Metazoa; Arthropoda; Insecta; Coleoptera; Tenebrionidae.
AUUAUUGAUGUAAAAGUUUGAAUUUUUACGGAUAGUUCCUUUCAGCCUGACUUUGUCUUACACGAGACUUGGAAUAAUUAGAAGUUUUUAAUAGCAUGAAAGCUUGUCAUGAAAUAACGAUUUCGUAUUCUUUAAAGAUUUAUAAAUGUUGUGUUUGCAAAAAUAGCCUAUGGCCAUUCUUUAAGUUCGCAAGAUGCCAAGCUUGUGAACUGCGAUUGCAUUGUAAUUGUCAAAGCCAGUUAAAGCAUCUUUGUCGGCCGAUUCAGGGUGGGAUUAGCAGCUCCAGUGAGCAUUCAGUGCGUGCCAAUCCAAUAAAUUUCCUGGAAACCAAUCUUCAAAUUGAUAUUGCUACGGCCUCAAACGAUUUUUCUAUUAAUAAUUAUCGAGUCUUGAAAUUAAUAGCGCGAGGGUCAUUUGCUACUGUAUACUUAGUAAAAGAUAAAGUUUCUGGUGAUUUGUUUGCAAUGAAAAUUUAUUCAGAAGAAAAGGCUCAAAAUAUAGAUUUAGGCUUUGGCAUUUCUUUGACUGCAGUUGCUAAUAACGAAAUUGAAAUAUUGUCUUCUUUGGAUCAUCCGAAUAUAAUACAGUUACUGGAAGUUAUCAAAAGUGGGAAUCAAGAUUGGUUGUGUUUAGUUUUCGAACUCGCUAACGACCACAUAUUGACUAGCCAGAAAGCCAUUGAGCCGCCUAUGAGCGAGAAGCAAGCCAGAAAUAUAUUUAUCCAAUUAGUAAAAGGAGUUGAAUACAUGCAUAAAAAUUCUAUAAUCCAUUGCGAUAUCAAACCGGAAAACUUACUUUUCAAGGAUAACGUUUUGAAAAUAUGCGACUUUGGAAUAAGCCAACGAAUUAUUUCCGGGUCGAGCGUGAAGUUAAGAGCUCAAGGAACUCGAGCUUUUUUCCCUCCGGAAAUGUGCAACUCAAAUAAGGAGGAAAUUGAAGGGGCCCCAUUGGAUAUUUGGGCAAUGGGCGUCACUCUUUACUACGUGGUUUUUGGGGUUCUUCCUUUUCAGGGCGACGCCGUUUUAGAGUUAUACGAUUCAAUAUGCAACUCAAAAUUGACUUUUCCUGAAAAAUGUUCAGCAGGUUUAAGAAAUCUUUUAGAGGGAAUGCUCUGGAAAGACUAUACAAAGAGAAUGACUCUAAAAAUGAUCAAGGCACAUGAAUGGCUGAAUAUAUAAAUGUGAAGUGAAGGCAAUAAUUAUAGUGAUAAUAAAGUUUAUAUGAGUUGUUAGUUA